Messenger RNA from Blumeria graminis f. sp. triticale, 1386 nucleotides. NCBI's taxonomy places the organism in Eukaryota, Fungi, Ascomycota, Leotiomycetes, Helotiales, Erysiphaceae. The record is from the annotation of a GenBank genome assembly.
AUGGCAAGCAUUUGCAAGGAGGGUCUCAUCUACAGCUCCAAGUCUCGUUCCCGGCCACCUAAUGAGGCACUAAUCGACCCAGUUUACGGCCAGCGAAGCGCUCUUCCAGGCCUGGACGAUGUCUACGUCGCUGAUGAUUGUGUAGACUCCACCAAUGGUAUCGGGAUUGAAGCCCUAGCUUAUUUAAGAGCCGUGAGGCAGGAGGCAAUAGGUAUUCCGAAUAUCCUUGUUGCACCAAAUUCACCCUCCAAGGCUGACAGCGACUACAAAUUUAAUAUAAAAGUAGGCAAUUCAACCAGCAAAUACGAAGACGGUGCGUACCUUUCUCUCUGCGAGGAUAUUCAUGAAUUAGAUCAGGAUAUCGACAAUCAGGAAGUCGAUAGUCAGAGUGGAUACUUUCAAUCUAUAUUGAUGAGAUACAAAGCUCUUCGGACUCGUCUACAACAGGAACCACCCGAUGAUCUGGUUUCUCAACUAGAUCCUAACAAACGGACUCAACUUGGCCCAUUAAACAGGAAUCUCUCUAAAUGGUGGAUCGACCACAUGAAAAAUACCGACCCAAAUCCUAUACAAAUUGCUUGUAUGAAUAAAAUUACUGUCCUAAGGUUAUUGGGGUUGCUUUCCCAAGGUACCGUCCUGAAGAGUGGAUUGAAAGUUGGCGUGAGCGUCAGCCGAUGGUCAUGGAGUCUACUAGCAAGACUGCCAGAGAAAGGUAACUUAACGAGCGAAGAAAUUGCAGUCAUAAGAGAGCUAGCAAAAAAGGCCAUCUCGAUUGGUAUAAGCUUGGAGGAAAUUAAGAGCAAUGAUACUAGCUUACAGGAAUCCCAAGACGAAUUCAACGAUGUUUUCUACGCUGAUCAAGCUUGCGAGUCUAUCGAUGACUCGCUAAACACGCAACAAACCAAAGACAAUGAGCUUAAACCAGGUAGUGGCAUAUUCUCGCUCCCUGAGGUACUGCAUUCGGAGAAAAUUGAGUCAACUCCAUUAGAUGAAAGCUUGAAAGACUCUAUUCAAGUUCCAGAAGACUGUGAAGAGCUACAUGAUAUUUCUCUUUCAUUUAAUAUGUCGAUUGAGGGACUUCAAAAAAGUCUGACAGAGAAGGAGCUAUCUGGCCAAUCAUCAAAGUCUAACAUUUCAAAGCUUGAAUCGGAGGAUUUGUUAGCUGCCAAAUCACGGAUAAUACAACGACUUCAUGAGGAUGGGUACCAAGAAACGGUAAACUUGGAACCUGAAAUAACAUCGCAAUAUCCUUUCCAAGGUCAUUCCUAUUCCUUGUCAACAUAUAAUUUUCCCGCGACGGUUGAUAUGAUCUUAACGAUCGUUGGAGAGGCAUAUGGACAAAGAGAUCUUCUGGAACGAAGAGUUAACUGGGGCUAUCAUCUGUAA